AUGCUGCCGUUAAACACGAACAGACGAUGGUUUGGGACAAACUUAGACCUCAGCCUCGAGUCCGAGGACGGAUCCUGCCCGAGGGACUGCUGCCACACUCCUGCAGAGCAAGACCAGGUGAGACUGCUGCCGUACUGCUACAGAGCAAGACCAGGUUGGUUUUUGUCCAAAAAGAAGAAGAGGUUCAAGAAUCCAAAAAGAAGCAGAAGCAGGAGAGAGACGGUCUUCCACGCCAUGACCCUGAGUGACUGA
Messenger RNA from Knipowitschia caucasica, 252 nucleotides. NCBI's taxonomy places the organism in Eukaryota, Metazoa, Chordata, Actinopteri, Gobiiformes, Gobiidae. The record is from the annotation of a GenBank genome assembly.